This is a messenger RNA of Hordeum vulgare subsp. vulgare (domesticated barley), 5559 nucleotides long. RefSeq names its product SNF2 domain-containing protein CLASSY 3-like. Gene Ontology annotation, molecular function: ATP-dependent chromatin remodeler activity; ATP binding. The record is from RefSeq and is a predicted model, not a curated record. The coding region runs from base 511 to 3666 and encodes 1051 amino acids. Gene Ontology annotation, biological process: gene silencing by siRNA-directed DNA methylation. NCBI's taxonomy places the organism in Eukaryota, Viridiplantae, Streptophyta, Magnoliopsida, Poales, Poaceae. The transcript is spliced from 4 exons.
AACCCGCUCGCGCCCUCGUCCUCUUCGCAGCCGGCGGCUGCACCGGCCACCGGCGCCCAGCCCGCCGUGAUCAUCGAGAUUGACGACGACGACCGCGCGCCGGUCGUCGCCACGGGCGAGGACCAGCGCAUCAAGGCGGAAAGCGCCCGGGAUUCGGUGCGAAACCCACUCGCGUACCCGUGCUCUUCGCGGCCGGUGGAUGCACUGGGCAACGUCGGCCAGCCCGCCGAGAUCAUUGAAAUCCCCGACGACGAUGACGAAGAAGAAGAUGUGGGCGAGGCCGGCCCCCCCGGGGGACUUAUCAAGGAGGAGCCUUUCGAUGUCAUCGAUUGGCCCUCUCUCCUCUUGUCAAGCGAGGAGGAGGAGGAGGCCCCGAGGUCUGACGAGAGUACGAGCAGCGGCGGACCCGAUGGCGGCACGGCCAGUGAUGGAAACAUCAACGGAAUUGGGACGAGUCGGCGAGAGGGUGUUUGUGACGAUGGCGAGGAGAAGGAGGAGGAGGAAGUGGAGAUGCCGGAUGCAGAGGAUAAGUACGGUGCAGAGGAAGGGAAUGAGGAAGAAGAACCGGAGGAGGAAGAGGAAGAUAAAGACGAAGAUGAAUGGGAGGAGGAAGAAGAGGAGGAGGAGGAAGAAUCGGAAGAAGAUUCCGAGGAAUCUGAUGCAGAAGCAGAACCGGGCCGUCGCAUGCUGAGCGAUGCCAGGGGCACCGGUCGGUACGCGGGGUCGCGGCCGGGCGGCGACGGCAGCCGCGCAGAGAUCUUCCUCAAGAGGAAGUUUGAAGGGUGGUACAUCACCAAGAUGGCGGACACCGCCUCCGCCGGCAGCACCAUCGCGUCGCGGACGCGGUCACAGCGGAGAUGCCCCGACGCGAAGCUGCUCAGGCAAGCCACCCGCAGAAAGCCGUACUGCGUCGACACGCCGUCGCAGUCCAGCUCGGUGUCAGAGGAGGACGACAAAGACAAACCACCGCCUCAUCCAGCGCGGUCGUCCAGCGAAGACCGUGACAAGGAUGGCAGAACGGGGAAAAGGCACCCACGGCGCCGAGGACAAAACGCCGACGAUGACUCCGACGAACACGACGGAACGGCCACUAGGCGGCGCCGAGGGCAAAACGCUGCCCACAGAGACGAAGACUUUGAGGAACCUGGCGGAAUGGCCGCCGCGAGGAGGAGGGGCAAGCAGCGCAUGGAAGAAGAUAAUGCUGCGGACGGCGGCGAUGAGCGAAAGAAAGAAGGAGCAGCGUCGUGCCGGCAGGCGGCCGGCCGCAAGAACAAGGACUUCCCCGCGGAUGGAUGGGAGCAGCAGGGCGAUGUCACCUUCAAAAGGAGCUCCCUCCUUCCUCCGAGGCGGCAGGGUGGGCAAGACCGAGAGACCUACGACGAUCUGCUCUACUCCAUUUUCGAGGGAAUCGAGACUACUCUUCAGAACGCCGCUGCUCCUCUGGACGCCCCUGUUCCUGCACAAGAACAGGGAGGCGAUCCGUUUCCUCUCGUGUUCUCCUUCGGGGUUCAAGAUGAGGUGGUGCCAGACAAGACUCAUCUCGACGACCUGUGGGCAGAUCUUGACUUGGCCUUGGACUUGGACGCCGAAUCCAACAAGGUUUCUUCUCACACUUGCCACAAGGAUGCAGAGAGCGAUGAGCAUGAAAUUCCUGCACAUGGAGCAACUUUUUGCAAGCGAGGAAAGCAUGAUCUCUUUCAUGAUGACCAAAUCGGUGUUCGAUGCCGAAAAUGCGAUUACAUCGAAAUCGAAAUUAGAGACGUAUUUCCCUCCAUGGCCAAGGAGUCGACGGAUAGGGAGCCAGCAGUGGAGCAUGAUGACUUUGACUUGUUCUUUGAUGACAUCCUGAAAUCAGCUGGAUAUGAAGGAGAAAGCAACAUGGGAGGUGGUGAUAAAACUGGCGUCGUCUGGGAUCUCAUUCCCGGGGUACGGGAAGACAUGUUCCCGCACCAGCGGGAAGGGUUCGAGUUCAUGUGGAGAAAACUUGCAGGAGGGAUCGACAUCGAGCAGCUGAGGCACACCAUGAACACGGACACCACAAGUGGAUGUGUGAUCUCUCAUGCCCCGGGGACCGGCAAAACCAGGCUAGCGAUCACAUUCGUGCAAUCUUACCUGGAGCUCUUCCCGCACUGCAGGCCAGUUAUCAUUGCUCCCAGGGGGAUGCUGGCUACAUGGGAGCAGGAGUUCCGUAAAUGGAAUGUCAAGCUCCCGUUCCAUGUGCUGAGUUCCAGUGAGAUACAGUGGGAUCAAGACAAGACCAUCCAUAAACUGGUCUCCAAGGAUCAAGGUCUGGGCCAGAAGCUGGCUAUGAAGAAACUGAGCCAGAAAUCCAAGAUGAUGCUCAAGCUGGCAUCCUGGUAUGAAGGGAGUAGCAUCAUUGGCCUAAGCUAUUCACUCUACAGGAAUCUUGCCAAGGGUGAAGGCAAGGAUGGAGAAAUGCAGAGGAAUCUGCUUCUUGAGAAGCCCGGCUUGCUGGUCCUCGACGAGGGGCACACACCAAGGAACAAGAAGAGCCUCAUCUGGAAAGUUCUCGCAGAGGUCAGCACCGAAAAGCGGAUAAUCCUGUCAGGGACUCCAUUCCAGAACAACUUCCUAGAGCUGUACAACAUCUUGUGCCUGGUUAAGCCGAAGUUUGCGAAAGAUUUUGCUUGCACAAGACUCAGCAAGAAAGGUGUUGCUUCAACCAGCCAAUCAUCAAGAGCAGCGCCUCAUUUGGAGGAGGAUGACGGCAAAGAAUUCUGGAGUUCAUUAAGGAUAAGUAACAUCACAGAUGAACACAUCACUGAAAUCCGGGAGAAGCUGGGCCCUUUUGUGCACAUCCAUAAUGGUGACAUUCUUCAGAAGUCUCUUCCAGGACUGAGAGAAUCUGUUGUGAUCCUGAACCCUCUUCCUCGUCAGAAGGAAAUCAUCGCAAUGAUGGAGGAAAGUGCAGGGAAGGGCUUUCUUGAUGCAGAAUACAAGAUAUCUCUUGCAUCCAUACACCCGUUCCUCGUCACAAGCACAAAACUGUCAGACACAGAAGCAGCUGUCGUGGACAAGAUGAAGAGCGUGCGGCUGAACCCGAGUGAAGGCGUGAAGACAUGGUUUGUGUUCGAGAUCAUCCGUAUUUGCGAGGCACUGCAUGAAAGAGUGCUGGUGUUCAGUCAGUACCUUGAGCCACUGGCCCUGAUCAUGGAUCAGCUUACCAGAAAGCUAGACUGGACAGAAGGCAAGGAGAUCCUGCUGAUGAGUGGAAAUGUGCGUGUUAAACAACGGGAAGCCUUGAUGGAAGCCUUCAACGACAUGAACAGCGAGGCGAAGGUGAUGCUUGCGUCAACCAAGGCCUGCUGUGAAGGCAUAACACUGGUCGGUGCAUCGCGCGUGGUUCUCCUUGAUGUCGUUUGGAAUCCUUCUGUUGGAAGGCAGGCGAUUGGCCGAGCCUAUAGAAUCGGCCAGGAGAAGAUUGUGUACACAUACAACCUGAUUGCAGAAGGAACAAAGGAGAAGGUCAAAUAUGACAGACAAGCUACCAAGGAUCACAUGUCCAAAUUACUGUUUUCAAAUGAACCGCAGCCUACCGGGAGCAAUCUGUCACCAGAAUUGAUAUCCAAUGAUAAGAUUUUGGAAGCAAUGGCUGCGCGUGAAGACCUCAAAGACAUGUUUGUGCAGAUGCUCCCUUCGCAUUGACUAGAUAACUUAUAGCUCAAUCUUGGAGGUAUGAUGGUUCUACAUUCCAUCGAUAUCUGAAUCUUCGGAGUCUCCAGGUAUUAACUGGCAUCUUGCUGCCCCUGUGAUGUAGCUGCUCCUAGAACUCUUUUGGUGUUGUGUGCUGUAGGGUACUAAUGGGGUUUCGUCCUGUAGUUUGUCGCUUAAUCGACGAGGAACAGCGGUUUCCCAUUAGUGUGUCGAACUCAUUUCUUUCCCUUUCGCUCCUUUCUUGCUUUCUGUAAUACUUGGUAUUUCUGAUAUUAUUUGCCUGUCUAUUGAAGCAUAUAACUUUAUUUGUAUUAGUUACUGUCAGUGGUUGAACACAUUGCUUGCUUGGUUCUACCUUUUUAGUUUUUAGAUACUACUAUGACAUAGCUUAAGAGACCUACGAUGCCAAACUACAAAACAAUGCCACGUGACUUUUCCAUUCAACUAUGUCAUCAAGUUAGCACCAUAAGUCAAGAGAAUCCUAUCCUGAAAGCAAGAAACAUAUGCAUGAUUUAAGUUGAUUUGAGCUUAUUUUGAAUUUGUACGAUAUACUUCAACAGCUGGGAUGCUAGUUUGUCAUGGUCUGUCCUCAGAUUUGAACUGUAAUUUUAUUGGAGUUUAUUUCGGAUUUAUAUGAUAUAGGAGUACUUUGACUACCGGAAUGCAAGUUUGUCGUGGUCUUCUGUCUUCAGGUUUGAACUGCAAUUUCAUGGGAUCUCAACUAAUUGACAUGAUAAGAACUAAGUAACAUGCAACAAUCAGUUGGAAAAAUAAAUGUUUUAUACAAAUUACUUAAACUACUACAAACUUAACUCAAAUGGUUUUUGUUCUCUCUAUAUUAUGGAAGACUGUUUCAUUCUGUGUUUAAUUUUCUGUAUUUCUGUUCGUUAUUUUCAAUAAAGAAAGAUUUUAGUGUCAAUGUCCUCUCUCCAGAAUCUCAAUUGCAUCAUGAAAGCUGUGAUGGUGUUUCCUUUUUGUUCAGUAGAUUGAUUCAAUCACAAGUCUACAACUAUUUCUAUCACUGUAAAUUUUCAGGUUGUUUUCUGUUUGCUCUAGUUUACUCUGCCGGCUAGCUACCUGGUUUAUGAUGUUCUUAUUCCAGCUUUAAAUCAGGACAAUUGACAAGCUGAGCUGCUGCCAUUUCAUAAAAAUGAAAAGAAGUAACAAUGUUGUAAUUUGGCAUGUAGAAAGGCACCACAGAUUACCAGAGUUAGGGCAGCAAAAAGUAAUAAUUGUCUUGAAUGAAGAUUCCUAUGUACUCCCUCCGAAAAAUAGGUGUCAUGGUUUUAGUUGAACUAAAACUAAACCACGACACUUAUUUUAGAACAGAGGGAGUAUAUUUUAUUUGCUGUUGCUAUAUGCUCUAGUUCCAACAGUUGCCGUUCUGGCAGGAUAAUGAUAUCAACAGAUUAGCCUUGAAAACUUUCAUAACAUUAUAUUUUUAUAAACGAGUAUGCCAAUACUUUAGUAUAGAAUUCAAUGCUGAAGUCACAUCUUGAGAUUGUGAAGAAGAAAAAGGCAAAUACCUGCAUCAAUACCUGCAUGGCGAAUAGUGACAGAUAGCUGGACAGAUGAGCCGUGAGUCCAUCUCAUAUAACUUUGGUUGAACAGGACCAUCUUGAAUCUUGAAUCUGUUGCAAAUUUUCUCCAGCACCAUCUGAUCUAGGAUUCUCCAUUCAAUCCUCCCCUCAGAGAAAAUACUUUAUCUUACUCAGCUGGCCAGUGUGAAAGUACUUGUGGCUACCAGCCUAAAACAUUAUGGAUUAUUUGUGUUCGUGGAUCGCGACACACAAAAGAAUGGGAUUUGAGUUUUCAUAUGUUAAAACCUAUGAAUCAUCAAUCAACAUAUAGGUAAUGAGACCAGAAAUAUUGAGCUCCUGCAAA